Molecule: messenger RNA, 2506 nt
Organism: Rhinichthys klamathensis goyatoka
Lineage: Eukaryota; Metazoa; Chordata; Actinopteri; Cypriniformes; Leuciscidae
Gene: map7d2b
Product: MAP7 domain containing 2b
Exons: 17
Coding region: 400-2358 (652 amino acids)
Biological process (GO): microtubule cytoskeleton organization
Cellular component (GO): microtubule cytoskeleton
Source: RefSeq, a predicted model, not a curated record
UUUCUAGGCAGGUUAAAUUAAACGUCUCUAGGGGAAAUAAAUGGGAAAUGUCUGCCCUGUGCGCAGCUGCCGAGCUUUCCAUAUAUAGCGCAAUGUAAACUAUGACGUAAUGCGUUGCCCCUGGGCGCAUUGCUUACGCGCGCGUGCGCUCGGCACUCGGCGAUUGGUCGAGCGUGUUGUAAUUUAUUAGAACCUCGCGCUCUUGUGGCUCUGCCUUCAGCCUUCACUACUUGUGAUAUCUGGUCGAAAACCGUGAUGAGGUUCGGAUGAAUAAAACCUGAGGUGAACUGUGUUUUCCGUCGCGUUUUGAUUUUUCCACUAAAUAGUGAUAAUUGAGUGUGUGGGGUCGGAAUGUCAUCUGGAUAUUAAUCGUCGAAUACACCAAAAGAUACACCGGAAAUGGCCACAAUUUUGGAAAACCUGACAGAUGGAGGCUCGAAAAAGGACAGAAUUCGACUGGCCAAAGAAAGAAGAGAGGAGAAAGAUAGAAGCCAAGCUGUGCGGGAGCGAGCUCUCUGGGAGAAGGAACAGCGUGCACAGCAGCAGUAUGAACGCUCAGUGGUGGAGCGAGGGAGGCGACUGGAGGAGCAGCGGCAAAAGGAGAUUCACCGUCGUUCGGCCGUGGAAGAGAAAAGGAGGCAGCGCAUAGAGGAGGAAAAGGAGCGACUAGAGGCCCUGAUGCGACGUUCCUUGGAGCGGAACCUGCAGGUGGACCAGAGGCCGAAACGUUGGACAUGGGGCGGACCUCCCGGAGCCUGCGAGGGUGAUCCUAAGAUCGCCCCUCCCUCUCCUCCUGCUUCAGCCUCCUUAGCCAAUGACCCCGCUGUUCCUCCUCCUGCCAGCAAAUCCAGGAACGUUCAAGAUUUUAUUAUUCCGCCCGAGUCCCCUGACUCUCUCCUGAGCAGACAUCUCUCGUCCUCAUCCACUACUUUGCCCAAUAUGACAGAGAAAGUGUCUUGUCUUUGUUCCCGAAUAGCCUCCUCCAGCCCUCACAGGUCUCCUUACAGGGCUUCACCCAGUAGAGCUGAGCGGAAGAAGGGUAGCGCAUCGUUUUGUGGACCAUUGAAUGACUCCAGAGGGGCAGCCACAACCCCGAAAACCCCUCAGACUGAGAAAACUGAAAAGAGCAUCGCCCAAACCUUAGCCGACUCAUCUAUGAAAAAACUUGAGUCUCCAACAACACCCACCCGAAGUUCUUCUACCCAAAAGAACCCCAGUACACCGAAAAGAUCAAGGUCUUGUAAGAGCCGCAUCCAGUCCCCGGCCUCCCCGGGUCAGUACCCCCCUUCCCCGAUGAGGCACAGAGCCACCACACCAAGUUUAGAGAGCAAGAGGUGGGAAGGAGAAGAGAAAGGGACCAUAGAGAGUAAAGGCUACAGCACUCUAGAGAGAAAGACCUCCAAAGCAGAGAGAAUCCCAAAAUCUACAAGCAAGGAAUUUGGACACAAUGCAGAGUCUCCAGUGACUCCCACUGGGAAAGCAGGAACCACUGAUGCAGAGGAGGCCUCCAGGCUGCUGGCAGAGAGACGACGCCUGGCCAGAGUACAGAAGGAGCAGGAAGAAAAGCAACGACUGGAAGAGGAGAGGCUCAGGGCUGAGGAGCUCCAGAGGCAGCAGGAAGAGGAGAGACAGCGGCAGGUGCAGGCAGCUCGACAGGCGGAGGAGAAAAGACAGAGACAGGAGGUGGAGCGCUGUCAGAGAGAGCAGGAAGACAGACACCAAAAGGAACAACGUUGGAAGGAUCUCCAGGAUGAGCUGGAGAGACAGAGGGAGGAAGCCGUGCAGCGCGUUCAUAGGGAGGCCGAACGGAAGAGGCAGGAGCGAGAGCUUCUGAAAAUUCAGGAGGAGCAUGAAAGACUGCAAAGGAAGAAGCGUAUUGAGGAGAUUAUGAAAAGGACAAGAAAACCAGAUGGAGAAAAGAAAGAAGAGGCGCAGAUGGAAGUCCCAUCCCCCAUUUCUGUUUCCCAGUCCAUCUCACCAUCUCCCUUGGAAACUGGAGCAGGUAAUACAGUGAUUAACAAUCCACCAAAGGCAACAUCUGAAUCUCCAAUCAUAUGCCUUCAGCCACUGGAGGCAAAGAGCAGCGGGCUGGAUGAUCUCUCUGAUGGGGUCCAGUCCAUGGAUGUCAGCCCUGUGUCCAGAGAUUCCCCCGUCAGCGAGAUCUCACAGAACAGCAUGAGUUCUGUGGCUUUGGGCGACAUCCUUGUUCUGACCGGGCAGGUCUCGCAUCCCAAAAUGUCUGCUGCUCCAGCUUUUGGUGACUGCAACAAGAACCUGAUCCAGGAUUGCAGUAGCGCUGCUAUUGACUCAUCACUUUUCCAGAGUCUUAGACCGACCUCAGACAAGCUCAACAUCUAAUAUAAAGACACUAUUGAAGCACGGGGCUGGACUGAACUGAUGUACUGGAGUGGAGCUGAAAAAUGAGACCAGCCCUUUGUGCCUCAGCAUCUUCAUGAGAGCCUGAAUAUCCUCUUGAACAGGAGAAUAAGGACGGAAUGUCAAACCA